Messenger RNA from Artibeus jamaicensis (Jamaican fruit-eating bat), 6858 nucleotides. It is a transcript of the gene USP53, whose product is annotated as ubiquitin specific peptidase 53. Bases 1700 to 4927 code for a protein of 1075 amino acids. Gene Ontology annotation, molecular function: cysteine-type deubiquitinase activity. Lineage: Eukaryota; Metazoa; Chordata; Mammalia; Chiroptera; Phyllostomidae. The transcript is spliced from 17 exons. Gene Ontology annotation, cellular component: cell-cell junction. The record is from RefSeq and is a predicted model, not a curated record. Gene Ontology annotation, biological process: response to auditory stimulus; sensory perception of sound; protein deubiquitination.
CCGGGCACGCCACGCGCACGUUUCCUUACGCGUUCGCGUUGGAGAGGCGCAGCGGCGCGCUCAGGGGGCAGCCGCUGGUCAGCGCUGCGCACUGGGGACAGCACGCCCACACUUCUUCUAGACGCAGGGGUGGUGGGCUCUCCAGCUCCAGUGGGGCCUCUCCCCAAGUCUGUGACAUCGUCCAACAGAGGUUGGGGCGUGAAACUAAUUUCCUGGUUUACUUAGCCCGUGUCUGGAUGCCCAGCUGGCGGCUUGUUCCCUCCAUAAGCAGAGGCCCUUGGAUGACUAGAACGAGGUGACGAACAGAUACUCCUUGGCCUGCACGCUGCCUUUGAGCCCCUCAUUUUCCAUCCCGAAUAUCUGCAAGGACUUGAUGAUAAAAAACGAGUUACCGGUUAUUACAAAAUCAAGUGCAAAUACGAGCGAUAAUUUUUAGUUGAAAUGGCCAUCUAUUGCCUCCCCUGAGGGUUCCACGUGUUCCAAAUGGACGCGUUUAUAAGCGUUUUAGCAGCCUGGACGGGGAGGGAGCCAAGUAUUGCCACCAAGGUGCCCGCGGAGCAGAACGUCCGGUGGCGAGUGUGAAGGGCACAGGGUGAACUUGCUGCUCCAGCAGGGCUGUGCCCGCAGACUGAUGAAUUCUGGGACGUGCCCUCUGCUGCUGCGGCGAGAUCAACCUUACGUGGCGCCAGUGCGGUCUCCGCCACCGCCGCUUUCUGCCAAGCUCAGGGAAGUAGGGUUGUGAACACUCCCUCAUGGAAAAUACUUGCCACCUCUGCGCGCUCUGUGCUGCAGAAGACGGCCGCUCGCUUCCUAUGAGAGGGACGGGGGCCAGACUUUUGCCAGAAGAGCAGGGGGACCCGUUCCAGAGUAACUGGUGCCAGCACUUGGCAGAUGUGCCAACAGGGACAUCGAGAGAGGUGGAGCAUUUCAGAGCUGAGAGAGCGAACCAGCGUCUCAGGGUGUCGAUGGUUCAGACGGCAGUUGACUUGGCCAUGAUGCUAUUACUGCCCUUCCGGUUCUGACUGUGAGAAGUUGCUCAGGACAGAGAAGCGAGCAGCGCCUCUGAGCUCGGACCGCAGACCGCGGCCUUCCAGCGACAGUGCUGGUCGCGGCCACUUCUUCCCAGUGUCUUCACUCUGCUCUCUGAAAAUUAGAAAAUUAGGGCUGCGCAUUUCAAUGUUCCAGGAAAAGUAUCCAAGAAGAAAGGUUGAGUUGCUUCGAGGCCACACGGGUGUGAAACACGGAGUCACCUUUGACGACGUCACCGGAGAGACAACCUUCCUUCUUGUGAAAAGUCCGUGAGGAGAACAAGGGGCCAGAGGGUCAGGCCAGACAAGACAAUGGCUUGUGCUUGAAAGAAAAUGAUUUAUUCAUCGACAUUACUUGUAACAGUUUGGAAAAAUCUUUUUCUUUUUAAUCUAUACAAAUCUCUCUUAAAAUUUAACACAUAAAAAUCUCUAAGGCCGUGUUUCAAAUGGCCUUCCUUUUUAGUUUUCCAAACCCCACGUUCCCGCACCCUGUUCUCACACGACAAAGUCCUCAAAACUGACGGCGUCGGGGACAGUACGGACUCGGCGGCUUCCGUCGCCAUGGUGCCCUGCGGCGCGUUCCCCCGGGCAGGUGGAGACCCGGGCCGCGUGGGCCGAGGCGCCGCGGCGGUGUAGAGCCGCGGGCUUCCACGCGGACACCGCGCGCGGGCAUGGCCUGGGUGAGGUUCCUGCGGAAGCCGGGCGGCGGCCUGGCGCGGGCCUACCAGCCGGGCAGCCUGCUGUCCCUGGCGCCCACCAAGGGACUGCUGAACGAGCCGGGGCAGAACAGCUGCUUCCUCAACAGCGCCGUGCAGGUGCUGUGGCAGCUGGACAUCUUCCGAAGGAGCCUGCGGGCGCUGACGGGACAUGCCUGCCAGGGGGAGGCCUGCAUAUUCUGUGCGCUGAAGGUGAUGUUUGCGCAGUUCCGGCACAGCCGGGAGAAGGCGCUGCCCUCGGACAACGUGCGGCGCGCCCUGGCCGAGAGCUUCAGGGACGAGCACAGGUUCCAGCUGGGCCUCAUGGACGAUGCCGCUGAGUGCUUUGAGAACAUCUUGGAGAGGAUCCACUUCCACAUCGUGCCCGGCCAGGACGCUGACAUGUGCACCUCCAAGUGCUGCGUCACCCACCAGAAGUUCGCCAUGACCCUGUACGAGCAGUGCGUGUGCCGCAGCUGUGGGGCCUCCUCGGACCCUCUGCCCUUCACGGAGUUCGUGCGCUACAUUUCGACAACAGCCCUGUGCAACGAGGUGGAGAGGAUGCUGGCCCGGCACGAGCGCUGCAAGCCCGAGCUGUUCGCAGACCUGCUGCAGGCCGCGCACACGGCCGAUGACGACAGGCGGUGCCCCAGUAACUGUGGCCAAAGGAUAAAAAUCCGCCGCGUCCUGAUGAACUGCCCCGAGAUCGUCACGAUCGGCCUGGUCUGGGACUCCGAGCAGUCGGACCUGACGGAGGACGUCGUGCGGAGCCUAGCGACGCGCCUCUACCUCCCCGGGCUUUUUUAUAGGGUCACUGAUGAAAAUGCCAAAAACAGUGAACUUGACCUGGUUGGCAUGAUCUGCUACACCAGCCGACACUACUGUGCCUUCACCUUUCACACCAAGAGCUCCAAGUGGGUUUUUUUUGAUGACGCGAACGUGAAGGAGGUCGGCGCGAGGUGGAAAGACGUGGUGUCCAAGUGCCUGCGUUGCCACUUCCAACCCCUGCUGCUGUUCUACGCCAACCCUGAGGGCACAGCCGUGUCCACCGAGGACGCGCUCCGGCAGGUGGUCAGCUGGCCCCCCCACGGGCCCGUCACAGGAAACACGGGAUGUGAGAAACCCUCAGUUUAUAAGUCAGAACAUUGGGAAGAAAAUGGACUUGGGGACCAGGCCAAACAGAGAGAGAAUCAGAAAUUUCAAACAGACGGAACCUCCUGGUGCACCCGGAGCCACGUUCAGACCAGUGGUGGCAGAGGACCAGUUAAGUUAGGUCAUGACGAUCAGAGGGAAAGAAUAAAAGGCAUUUCUAGAGAAUGCGCCCUGAAGGCCCUGCAGCAGAGAAGCCUGCUGUCCCCGCGGAGGGCCGGGCCCGGUCGGCCUGCAGGUCUGCUGGACGAGGAGCUCCCGCCGUUCAAGUCUGGGUCACCUCCUGCCCUGAAUGGCGUCAGGCCAUGGGGCAGCCCACGCCUACCCCACGGGCAAGGCCAGGCGGCCCCGCAGGGUCGCACUGCUGCGCAGACACCGGGUUCAGGUAAACCCCAGGCUCCAGCCGCAGGACAGAAGGUGACCGGCAGAGCCAGGGGUGAGGGCGUCACCGGAUACGACACAGACAGCAGCCAGGACUCUCGGGGUGGAGGGAGCGGCUGUCACAGCAGCAGCAGAAGCCGGAGCCGAGGCUGGAGACCGCUGAGAGAAACGCUGAAUGUGGACAGUGUUUUUAGUGACAGUGACAGGAGGCAGCACAGUCCGAGACGUAAAUCAGGUGUCGGCAACAAACCUCCAUGCAGCAGAGAUCAGAGUCCCCACCGGUGGCCCAACGAGGACCCGAAGCAGAAGUGUUUGGUGACCAUCUACGAGGACGACCCGAAGCCGGAGGUGGGAAGGAGGAGCUCCCCGGGGGGCAGCGGCGCCAAGUGCGGCAGAGGCCUCGGAGAGACCGGAGCCGCCGGCGACACGUGGCAGGGGCAAAGGGCCGAGUCCGGGUACGAGAGCAGCGACCACGUCAGCAACGGGUCCACUCACCCGGACUCCCCGGGCGCCGAGAGCAGCGGGAGCGGCCCCCCGGCGGGUGCGGCCCCCCCCAGUGACCAGAGCAAGAGAGACGACCAAGGUGCAGAGCAUGCGAACUCGUCCCCCCGCCAGAGUAAAAGCCCCCUCGAAGGCUUUAGAAAAGAGUUCAAGAGCCUGGCGGUGGACUGUCACCAGUCUCAGGAGGGCCACCCAGAGUCACGUCUGCAGAUGAAAAACCCUCUGGGGAAAGGGUCACCGGUGCGGGAUGCCAGCGGGAAGCUGCCCCCUUGGUCCAGCCCACAGACUCGCAAGGCCCGUGUGGCCCUGGAGCACGCUGCCCGCCCGGAGGAGCAGCGGCAACUGGACGGCAACGGCACGGGUGCUGGGCGGCCAAGCGCAGGGGACUCUGAGGACACUGGCUUCCUCUCUCACACCGAGGACCUUCCUGCUUCUAGGAGGAGAAGGGGUGACGCCGCUGUCCCACCAGGGAGGACCGCUGCUGGGCUAAAGGAAGACGCUGCCCCCCUUGCCCAGCUGCCCACUGCACUGCAGCCUUGUCCUGCAGUUCUGUGUCCCUGGGAGUCUUGUCCUCCGGAAGGCCCUGCCCACGGGGUCCUGGCCAACUGCAGGCCUGACGCCGCUCCGAUGCCAAAGCUCCUCUACCAGAGUCCACCGCCCCCUCUGCCACCAAAAAAGUAUGCGGUCCCCAGUGUGCCUCCAUCGGGGAAGGACGAGGCCAGACUUCCCGACCCAUGCAGAGCCCGUUCUCCCGGUCCCCCGCAGCCUGGUGCAGGCCUGGCCCCGGAGAUGGGCCCCGGCGUGCGGACGUGCACGAGGGACGGCCGACCCCCGGGGCCUGUGGGCGCCACGUGGGGCCGCCCGUCCAGCCCCGGGGCCAGGGCUGCCCGGCCCAACGCGGGGCCCCCUGUCCCUGCGAGGAGCCAGCCAGGAGUGGCUGCCGGGCCCAGCUGCCCCAGCGAGCCGGUGUCAAUGACCACCUACUUCUCCGUGGACAGCUGCAUGACUGACACCUACCGGCUGAAGUACCACCAGCGGCCCAAGCUCUGCGGCGCGGCCGAGGCCAUAGCGGCUCCAGGACAAGGAGGCCUGGCAGCCACGCCACCAGCCAUCCCGGAGCGCGCUGCUCCGCCCAGCAGAGAGGGGACCGGUGAGGAUGCUCUCGGGCCCUAAGGGCAGCACAGGAACGGACUGACCCAACCAGUGGGACAGGCGGCACCCUGGCAGUUUCAGAGUAUUCUACAGAUACUUGAAUACUUCUCCGAGUAUCCUAGAAGCCCCUUCGUGUAGUCUUGGCAUGCCUCGAGAAGCUGAACACCAGGGGGCGCGGGGUCACCGGCCGUCAGCUGCAGUAGAACGAGAAUCGAAGUCGCUGCUUUAUUCUGUGGUUAGUAGCCCCCUAAGGAUUAGCCGAACCAGCACGUGUGUGUAGGUGGGAAGACGCCACCUGGGGAAGGCGGGGGCGCGGUGGGAAGCAGCGCUUGCCCUGCGGAGACGCCUGGCCUGCUGCUUCCUGGCGUUGGGCGUCUUAGGAAACCGCGGCCUGUGGAGCCGAGGGCGUCGGGGCGAAGAAGCCUUAAUGAUAAAGAAAUUUUUAAAUCCCGUUCUCGAGCUCUGAAUCGGAGACACCGACUCUGCUCCCAGAACGCCCGCCUGCGGACGGUGGUGGGCAGCGCGAGGCCUUGGUGUGCGAGUCCGCACACAGCACUUCUGCCCCGUUCGCUGUAGGCGGUUAAAGUGCUUCAGUCCAUUGGUCAUGUCACAGUUUUCUGAGUUUAUGUGAACAGUUUUCACUUUGGUCUGGUUUACUUUGGGUGGUCAGCACCCAGUGUUCGGGGUUAACCGCUGCCUUGGGCCUGGGAGCCCCGCUGGGGCCACCAGCGUCCCCUGCGGGCCCCUCCCUGCUGCUGGGGUCAGCCCGCCCUGUGCACCUCCCGGUUCCCAGAUAAAAUCUCUGCCUUACAGGAGAGGGUGCAGUGUUGAUGAAAUGCCAUUCCCCUCUCACGGCUGGGCAGGGGAGGGCUCUCCAUUUACAUAAAACAAGGAUUUCCUGGCGUGAUGGUGACCUGACAAGGGUGGCAUGUUACUUCAGCUGCCUUAUUUCAUUCGUUGGCAUUCUGUGCUGUCGUGCGCUGGUAAACUAGCCGUGGCUCAGCCUGGUUUUAUCUCGCCCACUCCAGAGAACUAAGAAUUACAGAAUUAAAAUUUCCCUUGCAUUUGUCAGUGGAUAAAGUCUAUAGAAAUAAUUUGAUAAUUCUAUAAACAAGCUACUAAAGUUAAUGUUUUGGCCAGUUCCGCAAAUUGUUAAAUAUUCCUAAGUGUAAAUGACUAAACAUACUUCUAGACAAAUAGAACGGAAUUACUUAUAAAAAUCUAACUUCACCCAGUUCCGAAAUCUUGGUCAAAGUUGUCUUCCAUCAAGAGAAGUUUUAAGUAGCCUUUUCUAACUACAGCAGCGAUGAUCACUUUCUCUGAAUUUAGAAUUACUUGAAUCAACCCAAUUAAAUUUUAUCUUUUAAGAAAGCUUAUUUUUUAACAUAACUUUUAGUAUGGAACAUUUGUAAAUACUGUAAACUUUGUAAAAUAGUAUUUGAAAUAUCAGCAUAUAUAAAUAUUGCUUUUAUAACAUCGUAAAAUACUAGAAAAUGGGCUUCAAGUAUUUUUAAUAGCUUUUGAAGACUUUUUUAUUUUGUCAGGCUGUCCAGUUGAAAUGUAUUAUUUGAAAUAGUUAAAUAAUUUGAUAUUUAACAGCAAUCUCAUACAUUUGUAUUUUCCGCUCACAACUGAACUGCAGACAUCAACCAGAAACGUCCCGUUUGGGCUCUUUCUAAAGCCCUGUCCCGUGGAGGCCUCCUGAGUCACGUCAUAGUGCGGACAGACAGACAGCAGCCACUCGUUCUGUGCUGAUCAACACUCCAAAUGCAGUUGGAAUGCACAUUGAGUAACUAACAAUUCACAUGUAAACUUUCAUUUUUAUUGUGCUUGUUUAUUUUUACAGGUGUUUUCUUCUGGUUACAAGCUUAUUGUGAUAAUCUUUGAAAUAAUGCCACCAAUUGUAAUGUUCAAGAUACUGUACUAGUCUCCCAGAUGACUUCUAUUUUCAU